Molecule: messenger RNA, 366 nt
Organism: Suillus paluster
Lineage: Eukaryota; Fungi; Basidiomycota; Agaricomycetes; Boletales; Suillaceae
Exons: 2
Coding region: 1-366 (121 amino acids)
Source: RefSeq, a predicted model, not a curated record
AUGAAUGACUACAUGGGUGGCCAACACCUACUAGGCAGCCAUGGGGGCAGCCAUCCAUAUAUCACAUACCCACUCAUAUGGGUGGCUGACCACUACUGGGCAAUCAUGAGCCAGCUGUCUGUGUACCAUGUCCCCACAUAUAUGGGCAGCCAUGGGGAUGGCUGUCCCCCUACCACGUACCCACUCAUACAGGUGGUCAACUCCUACUGGGCAAUCAUGGGGCGGCUGCCCUGGCCCCAUGCACCCACCAAUAUGGGUGGGCAGCCCCUACUGGGAAACCAUUGGUCGGCUGCCCUGGCCUACACCCCCACCUCUAUGGGUAGCCAACCCCUACUGGGCAGCCAUACCAGUAUUACUGGUGAUUGA